AUGUCUAAUUCAAAAGAUGAUCAAAAUAAGGAGAAAAGUGUGAUGAAUUCCAACCGUAGUCCCCCAAGAGAAGCCUCCAAACUACUAUCUCUGGAUGUGACUCAAGAAAUUUCUGGACCUGAAAAUAGUAGUUCUCCAGAUUUCAAAAUCGAUAAAAUCGAUAAAAAUGAAAAUGUCCAUCACCGGAAUACGAUUGUGUUGUCCGGAUACUCAUCGAGAAGAGUCAAAUAUAAAAAAAAUGAGCCCUCCGGCGGAGCAGUUGAUAUCGAUGCAGAUUUGGUGAGAAACGAUAGGACAUUGAGAGAUGAGGAUUGGUUUUUGGAGAAAAUUGAAAAGUGCAAGUCAUCCGCCUUCUGGCCACCUCGUCGUGAAUACUACUUCUUCAUCCCUCCACCAAACGACGUCUUCAUUGAAGUCAAUGAAGAAUCAGAAGCGAUUCUGAUGACGGCACAAAAAAAGAAGUUGAAAAAGAUGAAGCGAGCGAAAAAGUGUGUACCCGGCCAAAUGUAUCGUUUUGGUUUGAGUCAUCCGUGUGCAGACGACGUGAAGUAUGUGAAUGCGUUUACGGUGAAGACUGCGAAGAAGAAUACUCUUGGAUGUGUCUACAUUCCGUGUCCAGACAACCGUCCACCUCGAUUCACCCUACUGUACUCCCACCCAAACGGAUCUGACCUAUCGGAUCAUCUCGUCGGCGUACCAUCACUAAUCGAUAUCGCCCGAUUCUAUCGAUGUGAAGUUUAUAGUUACGAUUAUUCGGGUUACGGUAUCAGUGGAGGUUUCGCGUCCGAAGCCAACUUGUAUGCUGAUAUACGAGCGGUUUAUGAGCACAUUACAAUUGAAAAACACGUGGAUCCGUCUCGUCUGAUCCUCCUCGGAUACUCAAUUGGCUCCGCCGCCACCGUCGAACUCCUCCGGCACCAUCAAAACGAAACAAAUACAAAAAAAGCGGCAGGCGUGAUUCUCCAGGCUCCGCCCACUUCGAUCUUACGGGUAAUUGGAGGUAUGGUGGGACGAAAAAAGCAUCUAAACAAACCGACAUGUUGUAUGGAUCGAUUUGUGACAAUCGAUAAAAUCCCUGAAGUGGAAAUUCCGAUUUUGGUAAUUCAUGGAAAAGAGGACAAAACUGUGCCGAUUGAGCACGGAGAGCUGAUUUGUCAGAAAGCGGUGACUACGGUCCCCCCAGAAUGGGUUCCCGAAGCGGCGCACGACAAUAUUGAGAACUGUCGAGAGGUUUGGAAACGUAUUAGGAGAUUUGUGAAAGUGUAG
Caenorhabditis briggsae is the source of this 1266-nucleotide messenger RNA. Gene Ontology annotation, cellular component: plasma membrane; endosome membrane. The record is from RefSeq and is a predicted model, not a curated record. Gene Ontology annotation, molecular function: palmitoyl-(protein) hydrolase activity. Lineage: Eukaryota; Metazoa; Nematoda; Chromadorea; Rhabditida; Rhabditidae. The transcript has 7 exons. Gene Ontology annotation, biological process: protein depalmitoylation. The coding region runs from base 1 to 1266 and encodes 421 amino acids.